CCUGAUCCGAGGCCAUUUCCAAAGAGAAAGACAAGAAAAGAAAAUAAAAGGACGGAAAAACAAAAUCAAGGAAAAAACCCUGUUCCUCUUAACAAGAAGUAGCUCAUUCUCCCAAAAAAAAUCAAAAUUUGAUCCUUCAAAAACCUUCAUUUCUCUCCACUAUAUAGAUAGAUAGAUAGAUAUGUCUGCCUCUUCAGAUUCCCCAAAUCAAGAACAAACCAUCGAUGAUUCCAGCCCAAAAGAACCACAAAAGGAAAACCAAGAAAUUCAAGAUUCUCAACCCCAAAUCUUGGAACCCCAUAAUUCCACAAACCAAGAAAAACCCAUUUCCAGUACACAAAAUCAAGAAACCCCCCAAGUGAAUCUUGAUGAAAAACCCCAAGAAAACCCUGAUCAAGAGACUGUUGAAAAAGACCUAGAAAACCCUCAUUGUUCUUUAACUGUGGUUUUACCUAUUGAAGACCCUUUGGUAAGUGUCCCUGACCCUCCAUUAAUGUCACCUACUAAUACCCACAAGCGCAAUAAGCGCAAGAAAGGUAAAUGUAGUACAAAAAAGUUACAAGCUAUUGAAAAAAAGUUGUUAACACUUAAGGAAAACCUAAAGCCUGUUCCUUUUUUCCCUUCCAAGAUUCUUGAUUUUGAUAGGCAUGAGAAGUUACUUAGGCGUUUAGGGUUAUGGGAAUUUGUGCAUAUAGAGUUUGAUAGAGAUUUAAGGGUGGAUUUGAUUGCACAGUUGAUUGCUACUUAUGAUUCCAAAAUGAGGUGUAGUUAUGUUAAUGAUUUUAGGAUUUUGGUUAAUAGGGCUGAUUUAGGACGGGCGCUUAAGUUGCCUGUGAAGAAGGAGAAAGGUAGUGUUGAUUUUCUGGAUUUGGAUGAUGAUCCGUUGUCGGAGGAGUCGAUAAGUUUUCUUGAGGAUUUUGUGUCGAUUUGGGUGCUUUUGCAUGAGGACAUGUGGAUAAUGCCUAAUGAGGUGUUGAAUUGGACUAAGACAAUAAAAGAUGGACACCCUGAGAAAGUGGAUUGGGCUGGAUUGUUUUGGUUCAUGGUGGAGAAAGAAUUGACACAAGGGGACAAUUUAGUGGACUGUUAUUAUGCUGCACAUUUGCAGUACUUGAUAAAGUCACAGCGUGAGCAGGUAUUGUUUUGUGAAGAACCAGAAAAGACGGAGUUUGAAGCUGACGUGAAGGAGGAGGAUGAAGGAGUUGGUGGCUCAAGCGAAGCUCGAGAAUUGGAUGGUGCUUUAGGGGAGGAACUGAAUAUUGAAUUGACUUUGGGGCAGGAAGUUGACCACAAGGAAGAGGUGAAGGAUGCGGAGAUGAUGGAUGUUGAGGAAGAACACAAGGAAGAGAAGGAAGGAGAGGAAGAGAAACAAUGGCUUUUUGAUGAAAGAACAGAUGCAAAUCAGCCCUUUUUACAGAGAUGUAAAAUGCAGGAAGCAGUGUCUUUGGAUAAUGAUGAGGAGAAGAAAGAAGACCAUGACUUGGCCGAUGAUGACGCUAAUGGUAAUGACGAUGAUGAGGAGGAGGAGGAGGAAGGAGCAGAGAGGCACGAGAUUGAUGAUGGAUUUGAUGUUAUGCCUAGUGAUAGUACUCUUGUUGGGGAUGGAUUGACGGGAAAUCUACUUCAAACGAUGGAAACUACACAGAUGGCAUUUACUUCACAGGGGCAACUUGAUGAGAUGCAUACAGGUGGUUCCUUUUUUGGUAGUGGAAGUAAGAGAGAGAUCGAGAUGGAGCCGGACAUGGCACAUCAUUCUCUCAAUGGCAGUAACAAGAGGUUGAGGAUUGACGGUGCAUGGGACGAGAAGCCAUUAGAUUUUGGAUCAUGCAUGGAGCAAAUGCAGCAGCUAGUGAUGAAGGCUAAGAUGAUGUAUGAUGCAAAAGAACAGAAUGAAGAGCAAUUCAACAUAAACCAGCAAAUUAUUCUUAAUGAAUUGCAUAAAAGGGACAGUGUAAUCGACCACUUGCAUAAGUCUAAAUGUGAGGAAAUACAGAAAAGAGAUGGAGAGAUUUGUCGUCUUGAACGGGAGCUUUUUAUGAUGGGAAAUAUUUUGGAUGGUUACAGGAAGGCGAUGAAGGAUACUCAGAAGCAGUUCGCUGAGUAUAGGAAAAAAUUCCAGCUACAUGAAGAACCAUACUACAAAGAUGCUGGUGGAGGUCUAAUGUUGAGCAGUGCUGAAUUGGAAAAGCUACGCCUCAAGCAAGAGGAAGAAACUCGAUCCAAUUGCCUGUUUUUGUCACAAAAAGCAAAAGAAGCGGAGGAAGAAUAUACUGGUCAGUUUGAGAAUUUUCUUGAUAAGGUUCAGGUGCUGGAUAAGAAGUUGACGGGCCUUGAGGAUAAAGUGAAGAACCUCAGAGAUGUGAGUGCAAAAAGUAAAGCUCCAGAAAGUGAGGAUAAAGUGCCAGAAAGUGAGGAUAAAGUUCCUGAGAGUGAGGAUAAAAUUUCAGAAACUCCCGACUGCCCUCCAAAUGAAUGAAAUGCUUUGCGAAAUCUUCAGUUCCAUGGUUGAAAUGCAGGUUUUUUACGGAUGUUUAACUUACAUUUGACAUGUUGCCUUAUGUUACUUGCUGGAAGGUGGUUAUGCAAGCAUUUUGAAGAAAGCUUACUAUAGCUCAGACUGAUUUCUCUAAAUAUUACUCCUAUUUUGGUGCCUUCUUAGUAAUGCUUUAGAAGUUUCCAAGUACCUGAAUUCUGACAGUAGGUAUUGAUGAAUGUAGUUCUAUUGUGAUUGCUAUUGCACAGGGAUAUGACUUUAGUUCUAUGUAUUAUAAUGGUACUGACUGAUG
Messenger RNA from Lycium barbarum (goji berry), 2786 nucleotides. RefSeq lists its product as uncharacterized. The transcript is spliced from 2 exons. The record is from RefSeq and is a predicted model, not a curated record. Lineage: Eukaryota; Viridiplantae; Streptophyta; Magnoliopsida; Solanales; Solanaceae. Bases 182 to 2476 code for a protein of 764 amino acids.